AGUUUUUACGUGAACUUUGUUAAUUUUUAAUGCAAUCUGCAUAGCUUGCUUAAAACAUACUUUGUUCUUAUUAAAUCCAGUGCUAAAAUAAAUUAUUACUUGAGUUAAGUGACUUAUUUUUGGUACUGUUUAGUGCAUUCACUGCAUUGGAAUGCAGCUGUCUGUGUGCGCCUAGUUGGCCCAGCUGGCAACUCUACUUGCACUAACUGAAAUCGUCUGCAAGACAUUUUUUUUUGGUGUUCCACGGAAAAAGUGUUAAAAACAGCGUAUUUAAUUGUGGAGUAAAGUUGUGCCCAAAAGUAGUCACACGAUAAUGUCGUGUGCAACAAACUUAGCAACGGCAAAAGAUUCGACAAAUGCCGCCAGUGCCAGUGGCUCAUCGUCGGCCACCUCAGUGGGUGUGGUAGUCAGCGGAGGUAACACUGUGACUGCUGGUGGUGGAAACGGGGGCAACGGCAACAGCGGGGGUGGGGCAAACGCUGCUGCUAACUCGGCUGCGGCAGUCGCCCGACGCUUCUCCAUGGAAGGAGUUGGUGCGCGUGUAAUUCGUGGUCCGGACUGGAAGUGGAACAAGCAGGAUGGCGGUGAGGGACACGUGGGCACCGUGCGCAACUUUGAAUCCGCCGAGGAGGUGGUCGUUGUCUGGGACAAUGGCACCGCUGCCAAUUAUCGCUGUGCCGGCGCCUAUGAUCUGCGCAUUCUGGACAGUGCACCCACUGGCGUCAAGCAUGAGGGCACCAUGUGCGACACAUGCCGCCAGCAGCCGAUCUUUGGCAUACGCUGGAAGUGUGCCGAGUGCAUCAAUUACGACCUGUGCUCCAUUUGCUAUCAUGGGGACAAGCAUCACUUGCGUCAUCGCUUCUACAGGAUUAGCACGCCCGGCGGUGAACGUGCCAUGGUCGAGCCGCGUCGCAAGUCCAAGAAGGUACUUGCCCGCGGCAUAUUUCCGGGUGCACGCGUUGUGCGCGGCGUCGACUGGCAGUGGGAGGAUCAGGAUGGCGGCGUCGGACGUCGCGGCAAGGUCAAUGAGAUUCAGGACUGGUCAUCGGCAUCGCCGCGCUCAGCGGCCUACGUUAUCUGGGACAAUGGUUCGAAGAACUUGUAUCGCGUCGGCUUCGAGGGCAUGGCCGAUCUGAAGGUGGUGAACGAUGCCAAGGGCAGCAAUGUGUAUCGCGACCAUUUGCCGCUGCUGGGCGAGAAUGGGCCGGGCAAGGGGCCGCAUGGCUUUCAAAUUGGCGACAAGGUCACCGUCGAUCUGGAUCUGGAGAUUGUCCAAUCGCUGCAGCAUGGCCAUGGUGGCUGGACAGACGGCAUGUUCGAGUGUCUCAGCAAUGCUGGCAUGGUCGUUGGCAUAGAUGAGGAUCAUGAUAUUGUUGUUGCCUACAAUUCGGGUAAUCGCUGGACCUUUAAUCCAGCCGUACUCACCAAGGUGUCGUCGCCGACGACAGCACCGCCCGAUUUCCAAGUGGGCGACAUUGUCAAGAUCUGUUCGGAUGUGGAGAGCAUCAAAAUGUUGCAGCGUGGUCACGGCGAAUGGGCAGAUGCCAUGCAGCUGACACUGGGCAAAAUUGGACGCGUUCAGCAGGUGUAUCAUGACAACGAUCUGAAGGUCGAGGUGGGCAACACCUCGUGGACCUACAAUCCGCUUGCCGUGUGCAAGGUGGUCUCCAAUAGCGGUGCACCCGCUGGCGUUGCCGUCGCAGCCGAUGGAAACUGUGCGCCCGUCAUACCCAGCGGCGAGCGUCUCUCGGCCAUCCUCAAGAAACUGUUCGAACCCAAUGUGUCGGGUGAUGCAACCGAGGAGUUUGUCAAGGCCGCUGCCAAUGGAUUUGCGGCCCGUUGCGAGGAGUAUUUGGCUGGCGCCGCACAGCCCUCGACAUCAAGUGCGGCGGCUGCUGCAGCUGCAGUCAGUCCCAGCGGUGUUCCCGUGCCGGAGGUGAAUGUGAAUGGUGUCUUUGCUGGUCAUACGGCACUGCAGGCGGCCAGCCAGAAUGGUCACAUUGAGGUCAUUCAAGUGCUCUUGCGUCAUUCCGUCGAUGUGGAGAUCGAGGACAAGGAUGGCGAUCGUGCUGUGCAUCAUGCAGCCUUUGGCGAUGAGGCCGCUGUCAUUGAGAUACUGGCCAAGGCUGGUGCGGAUUUGAAUGCGCGCAACAAACGUCGCCAGACAUCGCUGCACAUUGCCGUCAACAAGGGUCAUCUGAAUGUGGUCAAAACGCUGCUCACCCUGGGCUGCCAUCCCAGUCUGCAGGACUCCGAGGGCGACACGCCGUUACACGAUGCCAUAUCUAAAGAACACGAUGAGAUGUUGUCGCUGCUGCUGGACUUUGGAGCCGACAUAACACUGAAUAACAACAAUGGCUUCAAUGCACUGCAUCAUGCCGCACUGAAGGGCAAUCCGAGCGCCAUGAAGAUACUGUUAACGAAAACAAAUCGACCCUGGAUUGUCGAGGAGAAAAAGGACGAUGGUUAUACCGCUUUGCAUUUGGCGGCACUCAACAAUCAUGUGGAAAUUGCCGAAUUGCUCGUCCACAUGGGCAAGGCCAAUAUGGACAGACAGAAUGUGAAUCUGCAGACGGCGCUGCAUUUGGCUGUGGAGCGUCAGCAUGUGCAGAUUGUUAAUCUGCUUGUGCAGGACGGUGCCGAUUUGAAUAUAGCCGAUAAGGAUGGCGAUACGCCGCUGCAUGAGGCACUGCGUCAUCAUACGCUGUCGCAGCUCAAGCAACUGCAGGAUGUCGAGGGUUUUGGCAAACUACUGAUGGGUCUGCGCAAUGCCAACAACAAGAAGGCAUCCGCAUCGAUUGCCUGCUUUCUGGCAGCAAAUGGCGCCGACUUAACGCUGAAGAAUCGCAAGUUGCAAACACCGUUGGAUCUGUGCCCCGAUCCGAAUCUCUGCAAGACACUGCUCAAGUGCUACAACGAACGCAAAACAGAUGAUCCCGAACUGCCGGGCAAUGUGGCCGGCACCAGUCUCAAUGCACGUGCCCGUGCCCAGAGCGCAGCGGCAGCUGGAACUGCAGCUGGUAUGCAUCAGUCGGCGACGGCAAAUAUACCGCUGAAUACUGUUGCCUCGGGCAGUGCCUUCGGGCUGAAUGGAAUCAAUGCGGACAUGGCGCAGUCUCUGCACGUGGAGAGCAGCAGUUGUGCCAAAAAUAGCAGCAGCAGCAGCAACGCUGGCGGCGGUGGCGGGAACAACAACAAACCAGCCAGCUUGGAGGAGUGUCUCGUCUGCUCAGAUGCCAAGCGCGACACGGUGUUCAAGCCGUGCGGCCAUGUCUGCUGCUGUGAGACGUGUGCGCCGCGCGUCAAGAAGUGCCUCAUCUGCCGCGAGACGGUCUCGUCGCGUGAGAAAAUCGACGAGUGUCUCGUAUGCUCGGAUACGCGAGCCGCCGUCUUCUUCCGCCCCUGCGGCCACAUGGUGGCCUGCGAGCAUUGCAGUGCGCUGAUGAAAAAGUGCGUUCUCUGCCGCACCCAAAUCGAUGAGAUGUUAUCCUUUAGCCUCUGCUGCGGUGGCAUGGGCACUGCCGAAAAGGUCAGCGUCGCUGGCACAGUCUGUCUGACGGCGCCCGACGAGAAGUUCAUGGAGCCGUCCUGUGUCAACACUUCAGGCCAUAGUGUGGCGAUGAACAACACGGUCGUCACUCCUGUGGCUGGUAGCAGCAAUCAGUUGAACAGCCAGAAUAAUCUAUUAGCCGCUGCGGCAGCUGCAAAUGCCACAAUUUUGCCAGCAACGGGCAUGGUUGCACCUUCGAAUGUCAACAAUUUUCAAAUGGACGAUGUGCAGAAGCUGAAGCAACAGCUGCAGGACAUCAAGGAGCAGACCAUGUGUCCCGUUUGCUUUGAUCGCAUCAAGAAUAUGGUAUUCCUGUGCGGACAUGGCACGUGCCAGAUGUGCGGCGACCAGAUCGAGGGCUGUCCCAUUUGCCGCAAGACGGUGGAGAAGCGCAUUCUACUCUUCUAAGGCACAACAAGCAUACAUAAGAUAUAUAUCCAUAUAUCCAUGAAUUGGCACAUAUUCCGCGCACAGUCUGCAAGCACAUUUGCAUGCGAAUUGGCCUUAAUUUAAGUAUUAUUUAGAGCGAAUAUU
Messenger RNA from Drosophila grimshawi, 4084 nucleotides. It is a transcript of the gene mib1, whose product is annotated as E3 ubiquitin-protein ligase mind-bomb. The transcript is spliced from 5 exons. Lineage: Eukaryota; Metazoa; Arthropoda; Insecta; Diptera; Drosophilidae. Gene Ontology annotation, molecular function: ubiquitin-protein transferase activity; protein binding; zinc ion binding. The record is from RefSeq and is a predicted model, not a curated record. Bases 314 to 3958 code for a protein of 1214 amino acids. Gene Ontology annotation, cellular component: cytoplasm. Gene Ontology annotation, biological process: protein ubiquitination.